CGAAGGAAAAAUAACUCCAGCCAACCCACUCCGGCAUCCCUUGUCUCCGGCUGGAUCCCGGCGAUGGCCAGCCCCCCAGUCCGGAUCCCGGCGACACCCCGCUCUCACCUUCUCCCCGGCUGGAUCCCGGCGCCGUGCCCGCCCCCCAUCUUCUUCCCGGCCCCGCCCCGCCCCCACCUUCUUCCCUGCGCCGCCCCGCCCCCACCUUCUUCCCGGCGCCGUGCUCGCCCCCACCUUCUUCUUGGCGCUGCGCCCACCCCACCUUCUUCCCGGCGCCGCGCCCGCCCCCACCUUCUUCCCGGCGCCGCGCCCACCUCCCACCUUCUUCCCGGUGCCGCGCCCGCCCCCACCUUCUUCCCCGCGCCACCGCCUCCCUCCAGGGCGCCGCCCUCCGCGCCGCCUACCUCCCCUGCAUCGCCGGCCACCGCCUCCCUCCCUGCACUAAUGGCCGCCAAAUCCCUCCCCCGCACCAACAGCCGCCGCAUCCCUUCCAUGCACCAACGGCCGCUCCAUCUCUCCCCCGCACCGAUGGCCGUUGUAUCCCUCCCCGUGCAGACGGUUGCUGCAAGCUCCUCCCGCUCAUGGCCGCCGCAACCUCCUCCCGGACGCCAACCUCCACCCCGCCUUCCCCCUCCGUUCUCCCUCACGCUCGGGGGCCGGCCAUCGUUCUUCCACGAGCGCAGCACCUCGAUCCACGGCCGGCCGACCUCCCUCGUCCCGUUUGCUGGACGCCGUCCAUGUCGUAUCAUUUUUUCUGCAAGAAAACCAACUUGGACUUCGUUGACGGCCUUUGCACCAUUUUCAGCGCCAACAGCUCCUUCCUUUGCCAUUGAUACAUCCAUCGUCAUGUACUGAGUGUUCCUUUGCAAGUUCAAUUAGUGUCAUCGCAUAAGUUCAGAAGUUUGAUUUUGUGAAGAAGUAUGGAAAUUCUCAGUGCAAAUGUGGAAAACCAGAAAGUUCUAAUAAUGGUGUACCAAAAGUUCAAGGAUAGUAAUCCGGGGACGUGGGAGCAACUGCUGAUGGAGGCGGAGUCAAAAUCUUGUGACUGUCUGCUGCAGAUCUUCAGCAUGGACUUCGAUGAAGACACCUCUGAUGUUAAUGCGCUUCCGCAUUUUAAUAAAGAAGUUACAGAAUUUCAGUUCCUCGGUACUUAUAAGAUCUUCAGACGAUGACAGAGGAUGCCCAUGUGUACUGUGUACAAGCCAUCCAGCAUGUAUUAGGAUACAAUGGAAGAUUGGAUUUGGUUGUUGUUAAUUAGCAGCCACCUAAGCCUAGCAAUUGACCGUGGAGCACGUACUGGAUCCUUGACACGAUGCAAUUAGUCAUCAAUGUCGACGACUAAUUUAUUUUGUUUUGUACAAGUUAAAACAUCAGUGGCCAUAGGGAAGGAGACCUUCUCAGAUCGUGCCCCUGGACAAUGCAACAACGAAUUGGACGCCGUUUCCGCCUCUCUUCCAGCAGUGCCGAUGUCCCCUUCUAGGUCAGCACCGGUUUCCCCGCCUCAUGAUACGGUCUGCAGGUGCUUGUGAGUUGUCUGCUAGGUGUUGUUUAAGUGUCACAGACGACGUGUUGUCUCCUGGCAUCUGGAUUAGCUGUCGACUGCAAAUAAAAGCACGAGGGAGGCUGGAGUGACUGCAGACCGGUGACAAGAACCACUCUUCAGUUCUGCUAUUCGUGUAUUGGAAGUACAUAUCCUCUAUCCAGGUAGGAGGUAGAGGUAAUUUCUCCCCUAAUGCAUGUGUCAUGCGUGCCUUUUUUGGCCACACAAAGUCACUAACUGUCCUCAUUAGUAACUGCAAGUUGAACCACUACGAAGUGGCAUUUGCAGAAAUAUUGUGUUGCUACUUUUCUUAGUUGUAAUCCUGUGAACCAUUUAAUUAAACGGAUUACCAUUCCCUUUCCUAUAUAAAGGAUAUGAUUGAUGUGAUGCAGUAAUUCUUUCAUUUCCAUUACUAGCAAGUAAACAUUUACUAGUUCAUACUGAUGCAUAACUUUAUGCACAUGGUAAUUAAAAAAGAAACCAUUCGGAGAAUAGCAGUCCACGGUAGUCAGCUCCUAUUUCCACUAUAGUGGUUGGGUUGCUGUUUUCCUCAUCCUUCCCGGUGCGCGACAACCCAGCCCACAUAUUGCUGUCGUUCGCACCCCAAAAUAGCUUUGGCUCUUCCUCAAGCAACCAUUUGGAGAACCUUUUGGUGUUUUUUCUGCUGGUGAUUGAUUUUAGCAAUUUGUAGCUAUCUUGCGUAUUGAACCUGAAAGUUCAAGAUUGUUGUAGAUUCAAUUCUUGUAGUACAAAUGUCCCAGAGUUUAGUGACAUCUCUAAUUGAUGUAGUGUGGUCCUGCAUCUCCAAUGUAUGUUGCUCAGCAUCCUCCCAAUCUGCUCAAUAUCGUCCUGCUCCGGAGCAUGCUUCAGUUCAACAAAAAUCUCCAGAAAAUUUCAGAGUACAGAGUACUUUGCAUUUGUGGGCUAAAGUAUAUUUUUUUUUGUAAUUCUACAUCAUAAUCACCUAUAAUAUUAGCUUAUGUCCUCCAUCAUUAUUCUGAUUGCCGUGUAUACUGUACUCCCACCAUCCCCAGGUAGAGAACUGCGUGUUACACUUGCACCCUUCAGAUACAGAUAUUAGUACAUACAGUAUGUGAGGAGCAUGCAGUUUCUUAAUCUAAUAAUGCGCUCCAUUGAGUUAUUCUCCUUAUGCUAUGUUUGUGAUAAUGUGAGGAAGAUCACAGGAAAGUUACUGUGUUGUAUGAGUGUACACACAUUUGUUUGUUCGUGAAUUAAUUACAUGCGUUUCCUAAAAAGAUUUGUUGGCAGUACUUGCUUAUAUGUUGAAGAUUUCUGCUGGAAACGAGUUCAUUAUGUUGCCCCUGGACUUGUAGACGGAGUGUUGGCAAAGACAGCUAUGGAGAGGAAACUGUCGAUGGUGAAGAAUUGGGAGCCAGAAGAGCAAAGCCGACAGCAUGUGGCCCAAACUCUAGCUCAACUGAACUUUGCAUAAAUAAAUCCUCCUCUAUCUAUGGGUGUUUGGCCAAUCUUCUAGUUCAGGGCCUUAACUGAACUUAAUUGGAAAGAUGGUGUGCUGUAGGGCCGAGCAGAAGAUGUCACAAAUGUUGUUGGGUCAUGGCGGAACACCAAGUAGAAGGCGGUCCUUGAUGUGAAGCUCUGAAUGCCAGAGGUCUCGACUCUGAAUCUGGACCUUGCGUAGUUGCCUUUUUUGUGUUAGCUAGAUCAUUACUAGUGCUCAGUAGUACGACAAGUAGUAGUACUGAUCAGUACGACUUACACAAUACUAGUACUGAUCAGUACUAUUUUUAAUGUUAAAAGUAACAUCCAUACAGUAUUGACGAGUCAUACUGACAAGGAUGCUGUCUACAAUUCUAAACUUAUUGUUGACUCGUACUAGUUCUGAUGAAAUGGGAAGCAAGUGUCACAUGAAUCCUCAA
Molecule: messenger RNA, 3438 nt
Organism: Triticum aestivum (bread wheat)
Lineage: Eukaryota; Viridiplantae; Streptophyta; Magnoliopsida; Poales; Poaceae
Product: classical arabinogalactan protein 9
Exons: 3
Coding region: 64-855 (263 amino acids)
Source: RefSeq, a predicted model, not a curated record